Molecule: messenger RNA, 1967 nt
Organism: Clarias gariepinus (North African catfish)
Lineage: Eukaryota; Metazoa; Chordata; Actinopteri; Siluriformes; Clariidae
Exons: 3
Coding region: 322-1749 (475 amino acids)
Source: RefSeq, a predicted model, not a curated record
GAAGCAUGCAACAGCCACUGAACCUGGGAGGGAGGAAGAUUGGAGGAAGCAGUGGAAUACGGAGGCUCUCGGCCAAACGCAGGAGCAAUGGAAUACAAGCAAAGGCAUCAUGUGCUUAUUCAGGAGGAGGGAGGGAUACUGUCAACGGUCCAGCAGCAGAGAACAACGUGGGGAUAAUAUCAGAAACAGGCGCUGACGGGAAACAGAAGGAGAGGGUGGGGGUGUGAGCAAAGGAACAUGCUGACGAAAAAGUUUCAGGCUUCAGGAGGGGUAGAACUUAUAUGACAACACCAUCCAGCCAGGAACACUGAGAGACGAUGCAUGAGGGAAGGACAAAUCUGCGCCGGAGUCUCUCCUGCCUUUAUUAUGUUUGCUGACACCAGAGGGCUUGGGCGACACACUGUCCCAUGUCACUUCUGGCUUUCAAAAAAGAAGACUAAGAUGGGACACUCAGCAAAGACUGGAAAGGGAUCUUUGUUUAGUUUUGAACCUGAGGAAUACAAGAAGAUGGGUUCUCAUGGAUCUAAGCAGACCAUUCAUAAUGGAUACGGUCACCAUCCUAGGAUAUCUCUUACCACGUUGAAGUGGCGUUCCAAGCUCUUUAGGACUGGUGAGAGCGGUCAAACUGAGUCGCGCAGUAUAAGGUGGCGUAAGUGUCAGGGGCAGGGUUCACAACACAACAGCGCCUCUGUGAGGGACCGCUCAAGAGAAUGCAGCUUUGUGGAAAACCUCCACCAAACCCAGACACCCCUCCCUUUGAGGAAAUGUGCUCUGGAUUUGCCGACGCAGUUCAUAGGUCAAAGAAACUGUGGAGCGCCUGUUUGCGUGGUGGUACAACAAUCUGGCUCUGUCAGAGAGCCACAGGCGCCUGGGCAAACAGAGGCAAAUGAACACACCUUUGACAAACAUCAGACACCUAAAGCCAGCUGCAGUAGCAAUCCAGAACACAAUAGUGUGGACAGCACAGGACAGAGUUUCUCUAACUCAAUGGGACAUGUAGCAGAAGACAGUGAUGGGUCCAGGUCCAUGCAUGAGGUUUCCUUCUCUUCAGAAGUUCCCCAAAACAUCACCAUCAACCACAAUAAGAGUGCUCAUAAAGGGGAUUUGCAAAAUAUGUCAGUCAACGGAGGGAUGUCCCAGAGUGAAGAAGUUUACAUUUUUAAAUCAAAGGAAACUCAGAGAGUUCUCCAAGACCAGAUCUGUAAAGUGGUUGUGAAUCUAGAGGAAGUUCUCCAUGGCUUGAAGCAAGUGCACUUGGAAAUAAAGGAGGUUGUCCAUCAGAUUGACCAGCUGACCUCCAAGAUUGACCUGGGAGAGGAUAGCACCGGAGAACUUUCUGGACAUUGUAGCCCUAGUGAUAGUGUUUCUGCAUCAGAGGAAACAAAGCACAUAGAAACCAGCAUCCACAAUUUUGGGCACCCAAACAACCCAGGUCUUGAUGCUUCAAAUGUACCAAUGGGUGCAAGGAGGCUUGAGGCCUGUAACAAUGAACAGACACAGCGUCAAAGACCUCCUAAUGUUGCACCACCAGCGUAUCCAACUGCACUUUCGUCUAUGAACGACUCAGCACGGAAAGUCAAUCAUGGAACAACAGCGUCCCAAAUUAAGGGACCCAAAUCACAGGUCAAUGCACUGUCCAGAAGCCAAAAGCCUCCUCCUUACCCCCUGAACAGCAAAACUUGGAGGGUAAAUAAAGGGAAAUCUCCCCCUUAUGCAGGCAGACGAAGACUGCUGUCUACUACUGUGUAAUGGGGUAGCUUCUUCAGGGCAGCUAGAGGAAUAAUACAGUUUGAAGAAGUUGGUAUCCAAGGAGACUGGUGGCAUUAAGCAGAGGCAGAUGACACUAAUGCUUGUUUUUCAAAGGGAAGGAAUCCAACAGCAGGAGGAAAAAGGACAUCUUUCAUCUCUUCUUCUGGCUAAAUCUCCUUUGCUCCUUUGGUUAGAGAACAGUUCGGUAAGAGAGCUUU